This is a messenger RNA of Electrophorus electricus (electric eel), 3045 nucleotides long. RefSeq names its product pleckstrin homology domain containing, family N member 1 (gene plekhn1). NCBI's taxonomy places the organism in Eukaryota, Metazoa, Chordata, Actinopteri, Gymnotiformes, Gymnotidae. Gene Ontology annotation, cellular component: mitochondrial membrane; cytoskeleton. Gene Ontology annotation, biological process: positive regulation of apoptotic process; 3'-UTR-mediated mRNA destabilization; response to hypoxia. The record is from RefSeq and is a predicted model, not a curated record. Gene Ontology annotation, molecular function: phosphatidylinositol phosphate binding; phosphatidylserine binding; cardiolipin binding.
CACACUCUCUCUUGGAUUACAUCUUAGGGAAUAUUACGUGUUUGGUUUUACGGAGACGCACAUACAGCUGGAGUCAACAUGGGGAGUAGCAUGUCAUGCGUCCCUCAACAUAACCUCACGUUCUCAAGCAAGAGUUUCAUACGCCGGAACAGCAGCAGACUGUUCCGGAAGAAGAACCCACAGGAGGGGCAGGAGAAGUCAAAUAGCAUCAUCAACAUUCUCUGCACUGUCACCCCGAGGAAGGAAAUGUCACCUAAAGAUCUUCAGGCGAUAGAGAAUAUCAAGUGGGAGCCUCCGUUUCCCUACGACCCAGCCAGCGGCUGGAAGAAAAGCAGUAUCAACGUGAAGAACUAUGGCAGGAUGGUCCACAGCUCCAAAGUGCACUUCCGCUUUCUCCACUGCCAGGAUGUGCAUGACUGCUACUUGGAUCUGUUCCAAACGCACCUUCACUUUGUCUCCAACAACACUACUGGGCUCACCUACCAGGGGACACUUCCUCUAAAAGAGCUCACUCUUUCCAAGGUGCAAAACAGAAACAGCUUUGGAGAUCCACAGGAUUUUGCAUUCCAGAUAAAUGGUGUGAGCUUGAACCCCAUUGUCGUCUACUGCUCGAGUCAGGAGGACAUGGACAAUUGGUUUGGUCUCCUAAAGGAGCACAUAAAGGCUAACGGGGGCAACGCUUUCGCACCGGAGACCUGCAGUAGGCUCAAGGCCCAGAAUCCAGAGCUGUCCACCGAGGGGAAAGAGGAACUGCGGAAUUCCAUUAGUAAAGAACCCAUCUAUGAGUGGGAAGGCUCACAGCGAGACAGUCUGGGCCAGAUCACCUACGUCACUAAAGUCAGACUGCAACAUCUUCCCUGCCAGGAACAGGAUGACAGACUGCUGGUGAUGUAUCCCAACUAUCUCAUUAUACUGUCAGAGGAGAGAAAUGGUCUCUUCUACAAGGGAAAACUUCCACUUAACAUGAUUCAAGUGACCACCCCAUGUCAGGACGUGAAGCCAAACACCUUUAUGAUUGAAGGAAAACUGAUCAAUCCCAUCGUCGCGUCGUGUCUGAACACGAGCGAGUUCCGUGACUGGAUCCAGCACUUCAAAGCGGCGGACGUCCCUGUUCUCAGCCCUCCACCGCCUGUCUACGACAUCAUCUACACGCCCACCCAGAGAGAGACCCCUGAGCACAGAUGGAGCGGCGUGAGUCCAGGGAGUGUCGACCCUGCGCAGCAGAACGCCCGCGUGUCUCGGGAGCUCCAUCUGCCCCACGCGGGUGGCGACCCAUUUACCCCCGGUUACUCCGAGCCUAUCUGUUACAUUUCCAGCAGACCUACCUCUGUGGAGACGCAGUACUCGGCAUGGCUGGGCAGCCGGAGCAACAGCGUGUCAUCCCAAGCCAGGUCCGAGCUGCGACCCCCAUCGCAGCGCUACCCCUCAUCUCAGCAGGCUUCCUGCCUGCCCUCAGAUGGGCGUGCUUCCCCCAUCUACAACACUCCGUACCCAGGCACGCACCGCCACGUCCCCGCGCAGCGUCUGGAGAGGGCGCCACUGGUCAAGUCCAACAGCUGGAGCACUCCACCAAACUCCCUGAAGUAUUCCCUGUCGGCUCCGCAACGUCACUCCGACCUCCUGGCCGCCUGCAAGCCCCUCUCGCCCCUGUACGAUGACCCUGCCACACCUCUGGAGGAGGGCCUAGUGAAUGCCAUGCCCUCCUCGCGCUCCUUCGUCGAGCAGCAGUGCCCUCCGCUCCUCCCCGCCUCCUUCCGCCUUUGCACCCCACCCCUGGGCCGCAGGAACAGGGCCGCCCAGUCCCAGGAGCCCGAGAGGAGCAGCUCCCAGUGGGGUGUGGAGCAGCACGGCCAGGAGCAGCGAGCCAAGGAGCAGCGUGCCCAGGCUGUGGCCAGGCUGAAGCUGCUGCCUGCUCCCAGCAUGCCAGCACAGCACAACCAUGUACCACAGAGAUCUUUCCCAGGCUUUGCUGCCGCCAAGACUCAGGCGAUCAACUACAGUUUGUCACCUGAUGAGAACUGCUACCUUGAGCCAGUGGAACCUGAUGACCAGGAAAUUGACUAUGACAACAUUUGGGAGUACGACUGCAAUAACGUGAUGACCCGAGGCCUGCAUGGAAUUUCACCACGCUGGCCGGAGCCUGACUUUGAUGCUCCAGGCCUGGGCUCUAUGAAAACAGCGCAGAGAUGGUCAUAAACCGGGCAGUGGGCUUCCACCUGUCUGGACUUGUGCACAUAGCAGGAUAAUCUGUUUUACUGUUCUCCCAAUCUCUCUCUCCCUCCCUCUCUCUCUUUCUCUUGUCUGCGCACACACACACACACACACACACACACACACGACCAUUGAGAGGGGAGUUUAUAUGGGGCCGAGCAUAUUUUAAUGAUCUCCUAGGGGACGUUUACAUGGGCUUACUAGGCACUCAGUUCCUUUUGCUGUAUGUGUUAGAAAUGUCAAUGACAUUUUUUAAAAUACUUGUUUUUGGUUUUGUUUCAUUUUAAUUAGGGUCAGUGGGUCAGUGAAUAUGGCAGAUAUUUAUGAGGAAAUAACUGAAGCCGAUACUCACAAAACCCGUCAGCAUUUCAGUACGUUACAGCCCUGUUCUUUUAUCCAGUCAUGAGAACAGUUACUCGAUUACAUUUUAAAGUAAUUUCUUACAUGUAGCCUUUGCCUGUGCCAUUUCUAAGAAUUUUAAGAAGCUGUUGAAGAAACCAGGACUGUUUUAAUAGACCUAGAACAGUUCUCUAGUUCGCUAACUAUGUACAUAAUGUAAAUGAUUGUUUUUUUUUAUAAAACAUGUCUUUUUGCACUGUUGCCUGUACUGUUACAUAAUUGAUAUUUUUUGAUUAUUUAUAUCUUGUCCCAGCACUACAUUUUUGUUGCCUAUUCAUUCACAUUUGAGUUUCAUUUGUUUACCAUUCCAGCAACAACACAACCAAGUCCGCGUGUUAUGUACAGUUUUCCACCAGACCUGCUUGUUCAUACGCAGGCUGUUUACAAUACUACAUAUGUACUUACAUAUCAGACUGCGCAGUAAUUCUAACUUCA